ACGUCGUUCAGCCCCGCCCUACUUCGGGUUAAUACUGAAAAUAAAGUGAGAAGUUUCCAUCAGUGAUAUAUUUGAUGUCAUAUUUACACAACGUACUUUUUAGUAGUGUAAAUUGUGCGAUAAGUAAUAUCUGCAAGUAUAGUGGUGUUGUCCCGUUUCCUCGGCCACACAACUGAUUGCACCCGUUUUCUUGUCCUGCUGUGAGCUGUCUUUGCUCGUCUGUAUCCAUGUAAAGCAGAGGUCUCCAGAAGAGCAUACAGUCUUCUAGGAAGAAGUAUUUGGUGUGUGCAUAUUAAGAAUUAAGAUGGUUGAAGCAUGGUACAUGGACAGUUUAGAUGAUGAUCAGAGGAAGCCACACAGAAUGGAGCCAAAUCAGUCAGUUUCACUACAGGAGCUGGAGAAGCUGGGUGUUUACCACUUAAAGUUGAAUGCAGACAUUUAUGAGGCUGAUCCAGAGCUAAAGAAAAUUCGUACAGAGAGGAACUACACUUUUAUGGAUAUAAUAACAAUACACAAAGAUACGCUACCGAACUAUGAUGAAAAGAUUAAGAUAUUUUAUGCAGAGCAUUUGCAUUUAGAUGAUGAAAUUCGCUACGUCCUUGAAGGUAGUGGAUACUUCGAUGUGAGAAACAAGGAUGAUAAAUGGAUUCGCAUUUCUGUGGUAAAGGGUGACCUGAUCACACUUCCUGCUGGGAUCUAUCAUCGAUUUACACUCGAUGAAAACAACUUUGUGAAGGCAAUGAGGCUGUUUGUUGGUGAACCUGUUUGGACAGCAUACAAUCGACCUGCUGACAGUUACAAAGCUCGCCAAGAUUAUUUAACGUUCUUAGCUCAGGUUGCAUAGAAGUAUCCCAGAUAACCCUGGGGAUACUGUAUGCAGAGUUCUUGCUGAUUAAAUCAGACCAUUCUGUAAUGUUUGGUCAGUCCUAAGA
This is a messenger RNA of Protopterus annectens (West African lungfish), 932 nucleotides long. RefSeq names its product acireductone dioxygenase 1 (gene ADI1). The coding region runs from base 305 to 844 and encodes 179 amino acids. The transcript has 6 exons. The record is from RefSeq and is a predicted model, not a curated record. Gene Ontology annotation, molecular function: acireductone dioxygenase [iron(II)-requiring] activity. NCBI's taxonomy places the organism in Eukaryota, Metazoa, Chordata, Ceratodontiformes, Protopteridae.